GCAGUAAAACGUGCAUCGGGUGAACAGUGGUUUCUUCCAGCCAGAACUAAAGCGCUUCUGUACGAAUCAAUUGUUUUGUAAGAAAAUCCGUUCUUAGCAUAUCGCCUUCGCGAUUCGUCCUGUUGAAGUGUCACCUUCUGUGCCAGUGCGUAUAAAGGCUGACAACUUUCAUAUAUCAAACGAUUUGGUCUGUCCAGUUUCUUGUCUGAAGCCGUGAGAAUACUAAAACGAGAUGAUGAAGUCGAUAUUUUUCGGAAUCGUCGCGCUGAUGUUUGCGGCUGUUGUCAUGCAUCAGGAGCAAGCUUCUGCACAACUGACAGAUUCGGAUGCUGCAUCAACCACUGAUCAGUGGAACUACAUGAACAGGAGCUGCACGGCCAAACUGCAUGAUCAGAUCAACAAGGAAUUCGACGCAGCGCUCUUUUACAUGCAGUAUGCGGCUUACUUUGCCCAGUACCAAGUCAACCUUCCUGGAUUUGAAAAAUUCUUCUUCAAUGCCGCUGCCGAAGAACGAGAGCAUGGUAUUAAAUUGGUUGAGUACGCCCUGAUGCGCGGACAAAAGCCGAUCGAACCCAGUACAUUCAAUCUACAUUUCGGCAAACUUCAGCGCCCGGAACCUACCGAUGGGUCAGUGGCCCUAACCGCCCUUCAAGCCGCUCUAUCGAAGGAACAGGAAGUAACAAAGAGCAUUCGCGAACUGAUUAAGACGUGUGAAGAAGAUCAUAACGAUUACCAUUUGGUGGACUAUCUGACUGGCGAGUUCCUGGACGAACAACACGAAGGACAGCGCGAACUGGCCGGAAAGAUCGCAAUGUUGCGCAAAAUGUUGAACACGAACCCCCAUCUGGGUGAAUUCCUCUUCGACAAACAAAACAUGUAAAUCAUAAAACUGAACCCACGUUUCAUGUUGAAUGUCGCGGGCCUUUGUAAUGAUUUAGAAUUUCAAUAAACUCCCAAGUACCAUCAACCAG
Molecule: messenger RNA, 971 nt
Organism: Anopheles bellator
Lineage: Eukaryota; Metazoa; Arthropoda; Insecta; Diptera; Culicidae
Gene: Fer1HCH
Product: ferritin heavy chain
Exons: 4
Coding region: 233-880 (215 amino acids)
Biological process (GO): intracellular iron ion homeostasis; iron ion transport
Cellular component (GO): cytoplasm
Molecular function (GO): ferrous iron binding; ferric iron binding
Source: RefSeq, a predicted model, not a curated record